Messenger RNA from Pocillopora meandrina, 1443 nucleotides. The record is from the annotation of a GenBank genome assembly. NCBI's taxonomy places the organism in Eukaryota, Metazoa, Cnidaria, Anthozoa, Scleractinia, Pocilloporidae.
AGUUGCGAACCCACCUCGAAGGAAAUGCGCGUUUCCUUAGUUACCUUGCAGCAGUAUAACAACAGUUCAAUCGAUUUUUCAUUCAGUUCAAGACCAGCGACACCGGGCAACAAUCAAUAGGAAAACAAUAUGGUACUCAUUGUCAUGUUACAACCUUUUAUUGCAUGUUUUUUUUAGCAGGAAAUGAUCCGGUUACACGCUAGUUUUAGUUAUUUUGUGGAGAGCACGAAUAGAAAUCAGCUACAAGGUUAAUGAAGUACCAAUAGUUACAAUAGAAUCAAAGCUUACUCGUGAUAUAAUUUAUCAUUUUUCAUAGGCUUUUCGUCAAGGUUACUAUUUCUUUGUGUUGACUAUUGUUGUUGUCACCAUUUUGAAUACUUCGGUUGUUGAAGGUAAUAAUUUUUUAACGAAUUUUAAAGCUUAUGACUUGAUAAAAAUGUUGCCUCAGCCCGAAAGUCUAUUUUUCAUGUUUUUUUGUACAGAUCAAGGAAAAUGUAAUGUUUGUGAUUGUAGACCAAGGAAGGUUUAAUGUUUUCGUACACAGAUCAAGGAAAGUGUAAUGUUUGUGAUUUCAGACCAAGGAAGGUUUAAUGUACUUGUGCACAGAUCAAGGAUGGUUACAUGUUUUUGGGUGCAGAACAAUAUAGUUAGAUUGCAAUGUAGUUUGAAAUCAUUUUUUCGAUUCUGUCUCAAGGUGUGCACGCUGGGUUAUGAAUACAUAUAUUUGCUGAUUUCAUUUUAGGUUCUUGCUUUACAUCACGUCUAAGGUGUUCUCGUUGGGGUCGGUGGUUCACUGGAAAACUGUGGAAGAACUGCAAUGAUUAGUAAGUAUCGAUUGAUUAUCAUUACGGUUCGAAACCGCCUUAAAAUCACAUUGCCUUUGAUAAAAUUUUCCAUCGUUCGAUUACUGAUUUAUAAGGAGCCUGCACUAGAGCUAGACAAAGGAAGCGAGUCAGCUAGUCAAGACAGCAUAAAUAGCAAUCAAGACACAAUCAAAAUAACAUCAAGUAUGCAUGAUGAGAUAUGAUAACAAACACGCCUGUAUAAAGUAACCACGAGUGAAACAAGGUUUGAUCAAUUAAUCACGAGCCUUACCACAAACCUCUAGAGUGGAACUUAGAGAUCAGAGCUGGCUUCCAGUAGGUUGGGUUGGGGUCAACUACAACGUUGUUUUGAAACUAUGUACUGAUGACACUGAAACAGCAUGAUAAAAUUUUUUAUAAUCAUUUUCAUUUCAAUGCUUUUGCAGCUGUAUUGAGCUGGGUUACUAUGGAGGAAGUUGUCAGAUCUGUCGCAAGACUUGUUGGCUGAGCAGCAAAGCUUACCGUUGCAGAUGUUUUGGAACCGGACUCUGUUAGUGCUGAUUGGCUUGGAACAUUGCGCCUUUUAACUCAGGAUAAAAUUUAAAGAUUUGCUUGAAGUAUAAAACUUCCUAUAACAUGG